AUGCCACAAUCGAAGCAGAGUAUACCGGAGGGAGCGAACGGCACGAGCUACAGGAGUCAUGGAAACAGCAGCGGUGGUAGCAGCAGCGGGUUUCAAACUCCGCCGUCCGAUAUUAGUCCCGAAACAGCCAUUCGCAACCCAUUAAGGCCGUCCUCGCGAAGGGCUUCCUCGGAAAACACGUUCCCCGGCCCCAUUGCUUCCCCCUCAGGUGGACCGUCCGAUUCCGUUCUCACCGAUCUCUCCUCCGCUAUUGCUCUCUGCAACCGCAUCGUCCAUCUAUCAGGCCCUUACUCUACCUCUACUUCCCCUCACCGGCACUCCGCCUCCCUCCCCAGUUCCCCCUCCGCCUCCCCUUUCCGCGCGACCGGCCCCCCUCUUCCCCCGAUUCGAAACGCCGCCCUCCGUAUAGCUGCCGAACGUGUUUCGAAACGAACCAAGCAGCUCCUGCCGAUCCUGAUUCAGCUGCAAGCUGAGAUUCGCCAGUGCCACACGGAGUGCCUACUCCUGCUCGGACAGGGUUCCACAGUUUAUAGGCGCACUCAGAGCGUUGGAGGGAGGAGCUCAUUGGGAGGGGAGGAAGACGGCGGAGGAGUCAGAGCAGGGGGAGGCGGAACAGGGGAAGGCGGGUAUGGAGUGGGAGGAAUGGGAGGGGGCGCACUAGGAGGGGAAGAUUUUGGAGGAGGACCAGGAGAAACAGGUGAAGGGUAUGGGUAUCAGCAGCAGCAGGAGCAAGAGCAGCAGCAGCAGCAGCAACAGCGCAGGCGGAGGAGCUUAGAGGACGUUCCAUUUCCUUCAAGUUCCAUGGUUGAUAAGUCUUUAUUUCUGGCUGGUGGCCGAGGCACUGCGGGGGCUACUGGGGUGGGUAGAGGUGAGCAGAGUGAUACCAGGGGCGCUAGCAGCUCUGCUGGUACUGCACGCACCUCAUCUCUUAACUCCUCUGCCGCCGCCGCCGCCGCCGCCGCCGCCGCCGCCGCUGCUGCUGCUGCUGCGGUUGGCGCUAGUGAUGAUGCUGGUAGGGGUCGCGCUUCCGCCACAGCCUCACCGCCUGCUGCGGCGACUUCUUCCUUAGCUCCCAGUAAGCAAACUCCCAGUAGGCAAGGUUCCAGGAACAACCGCACUCACAGCGGCACCAGAGCCUCCAAUCCCGCCCUAGCAACCGCCCACCCAGGGACGCUUCCCCCUCGCUCCCCUCCUACCCCUCUCACCACCUCCCUCCCACCGACCCCCCCACACCAGCCCACCCGCCUUCCCCUCUCAGCCGCCUCUUCCCCUCGUAGUUCCACCGCCACUGGCACUUCUGUCUUUUCUGCCGGCCCAGCUGCCGCCCGCCAGCUGGUCGUCUCACUCUCCCGGGGAUCUGCGCUGGAAAAGCGGACGGCGCUAGCGGCGCUUUUGGACUUAUCUGAGUCGUCGGAUGCGGGGAAGCUGCACGUGACUGCAGCAGGGGUGGUUCCUGUGAUUGCUGUGCUGCUCAGUCAUCCGGACCUGGGAGCCAGCUUCGGCAGCAGCAGCUUCGGAAGCAGCGGGGGCGCAGCGGGGAUAGGUGGUGCAGGUGGUCCUGUUGGCGUAAGCAGGACCGGGAGUGGUACCAGGAGUUCUAGAACGUCGAGCAUAGGGGAAGAGCUUAAGCUAGUCUCCCUGCAACUGCUCCUAUCGCUCGUUUCUCUUGACGAGAACCGAGCCGUGGUGGUGAAGGCUGGGGCGGCGAUCGUGGCGAGUGAGGCGAUUCUGUCGCUGGUGGCGAUUCUGCAGUCGCAGACAGACGGUGCGGUGAAGCAGGAUGCUGCUGAUGCCAUUGCGCACCUCACAGCCAACAACGAGAAGAACCAGAUGGCAGUGGUGGAAGCGGGUGCAAUCCCAGCGCUGGUAACCAUGCUACGAGACGGCAGCACGGGCGAGCAGGAGAGGGCGGCUCUGGCGGUGGGCACGCUGGCAGUGAACAGCAGCGACAACAAGCUCGCAAUCGCUGCUGCCGGCGCCGUGCCUCUGCUGCUCGACCUCCUCUUCCACUCAGUUGCUGCUGCUGCUGCUGCUAACUCUGCUUCUUCAGGGCGCUCAGGGCGAACAGGGCGAUCAGGACAAGAAGGUCAAGAAGGGCAAGCAGAGCAAGCCUCCUCUGUGGAACCUUCUCCUCGAGCUGCCACAGCAUCGGUCUCUCUCCCGCCCUUCCACUCCGCUUCCUCCUCCUCCUCGCAUCCUUCCCCUGCCGCCACCGCCAAGACCUGCGCCUGGACGCUCUACGUCCUCUCCUCCGACUCUGUCUCCGCCUCGUUCAUCCUCGCUAAUGACGGGCUCGAGAUAGUGUAUAAGGUGUACAAGGAAGGGCCGUCGGAAGCGCAGUUCUGGGCGGGGCACAUGCUGCAGCUGCUGGAUCCCACGUUCCGGCGCCCUGAGAAGCAGGCUAGCUCUAGGAGGUAUGCCUGGACCUCUCCUUCCUCUUCCUUUGUCCAGAAGCAGCAGCAGGUGCAGCAGCAGGCUGUGGUGCCACCGGCGCCGCCAAGGUCGCAAUUCAAACGGCAGCAGUAA
Closterium sp. Naga37s-1 is the source of this 2526-nucleotide messenger RNA. Lineage: Eukaryota; Viridiplantae; Streptophyta; Zygnematophyceae; Desmidiales; Closteriaceae. The record is from the annotation of a GenBank genome assembly.